GAUAAGGUCGUAAGAUAGGAACGAAAGUAAAAUUUUCCGCAGAUUCUAAUUUCAUUCAAAAGAACUUUUCUCCUUUGUAAAAACUACUUGAAAGCCGAAAAUUCCACGGUAUUACUAGAGUUUUCCGCGAGAGAAAUGUCCAUGAAUGCUAUCCAACUUAAAUACAAUUUAAAAAUUAGCUGAAAAAGUGAAAAGUGAAAUUGAAUGCAAGUUUUCUCUUGAUUGCUAUUUCAUGUGGAAAGAAAUCGAUUUUAAGGUGUUAUUGGUGUUAUGUAGAUAAUCCCAUUGAAAAGGGAAAAAGUGAAGUGCUCCUAAAGUAUUCUCAAUGAAAAUUGAGUGAAUGGAAUGUGUUCAGUGAAUAAAACCAAUUAAAUUGUGUAGAACCACAUCACAUCACGCCUAUUUGGAUCCCUACCCACUUCAAGCGUCAAUAAAUUAUCUAAGCAAGAAUAGAGCCUGGUCAUCAUAAAGCGAAAAUGAAAAAUGAAUUCAACAAAUUUAUUGCGAUUUCAUUUCUCAUAACAUUUUCAUACUCCGUCGAAUGCCAUCGAGCAAGUGGUAGCAAACGUUCAGAUGUCUACAUUGCAGGAUUCUUCCCCUAUGGCGACGGUGUGGAAAACUCCGCAACAGGGCGUGGGGUGAUGCCCAGCGUCAAGCUAGCUUUAGAUCAUGUCAACGAGCACUCCAGUAUCCUCCGCAAUUACAGACUGCACAUGUGGUGGAAUGACACCGAGUGUAAUGCUGCCGUCGGAGUGAAAUCCUUUUUCGAUAUGAUGCACUCGGGACCGCACAAGCUCAUGCUAUUCGGAGCAGCAUGUACACAUGUAACGGAUCCCAUUGCAAAAGCCAGCAAGCAUUGGCACCUCACCCAACUAUCGUACGCCGACACCCACCCCAUGUUCACAAAGGAUGCCUUCCCCAACUUCUUUCGAGUGGUACCUUCCGAGAAUGCUUUCAACGCUCCUCGUCUUGCUCUGCUCAAAGAAUUCAAUUGGACUCGGGUGGGUACAAUUUACCAGAACGAGCCCCGUUACGCUCUCCCCCACAAUCAUAUGGUUGCGAAUCUGGAUGACUUGAACACGGAAGUGGUGGAGACACAGAGCUUUGUAAAUGAUGUCAGCGAACCGUUAAGGAAAUUGCGUGAGAAAGACGUACGAAUAAUUUUGGGCAACUUCAACGAGUUCUACGCACGGAAGAUAUUCUGCGAAGCAUACAAGCUGGAAAUGUACGGCAGGGCGUAUCAGUGGAUAAUAAUGGGGACAUAUUCGACAGAUUGGUGGAAUGCCACCACGGAUUGUACGCUAGACGAAAUCACAACAGCCCUGGAAGCAACUAUAAUGACAGACUUGCUGCCGCUAUCAACCAGCGGGGAUAUUACAAUAUCAGGAAUCACAGCCGAUGAGUACCUCUCUGAAUAUGAUAGCAGGCGGGGUAAUGAAUACUCGCGAUUCCACGGAUAUACUUAUGAUGGGAUUUGGGCUGCUGCACUAGCUAUCCAAUAUGUAUCUCAACGAAAAGAACAAUUUUUACACGAAUUUCAGUAUAGAGUGAAAGAUUGGGAGAACAUUUUCCUGGAAGCUUUGAAAAACACAAGUUUCGAAGGAGUAACUGGACCAGUACGAUUCUACAAUAACGAGCGCAAAGCCAACAUCCUUCUAAAGCAAUUCCAAAGUGAAAAAGAAGUGAAAAUUGGAGAGUAUAAUUCACUGCAUGGUCGCUUAGAUUUAGCGCUUGGGAAAGCGAUCAAAUGGGUUGGUCGAUCUCCACCAAAAGACAGGACACUUCGGAUAAUUGUCCGCAGCCAAGUAAAUUUAACAAUUUACGUAGUUUCUUCCAGCUUAUCUGCAGUUGGAAUAGUCAUAGCAUUCGUGUUCCUUGCAUUUAACAUUAAAUAUAGGAAUCAAAGAUACAUCAAAAUGUCUAGCCCUCAUCUCAACAAUCUCAUCAUAGUAGGGUGCAUGCUAGCAUAUCUAAGUGUGAUAUUCCUCGGUUUAGACAGUACUCUUAGUAGCCUGGCUGCAUUUCCGUACGUCUGCACAGCACGAGUUUUAUGCUUAAUGGCAGGAUUCAGUUUGGCUUUCGGUGCCAUGUUUUCGAAAACGUGGCGUGUCCACUCGAUUUUCACCGACUUGAAGUUGAACAAGAAAGUUAUUAAGGAUUAUCAAUUAUUCAUGGUUGUCGGUGUAUUGUUGGCUAUUGAUCUUACAAUAAUUACGACGUGGCAGCUAUUUGAUCCAUUCUUCCGAGAUAUUAAGCAUUUAGAGCCCAGACAGCAUGACUCCCUAGAGGAUGUGCUAUUAGUACAUGAAAAUGAAUACUGCCAAUCGCACUAUAUAACGAUUUUUAUUGGAAUUAUAUACGCUUACAAGGGUUUAUUGCUGAUAUUUGGCGCAUUCUUAGCUUGGGAGACACGACAUGUAUCAAUCCCCGCCCUAAACGAUUCCAAGCACAUUGGCUUCUCCGUAUACAAUGUUGUUAUGACUUGUGUUCCAGGCGCUGCAAUAUCCUUAGUGUUGGCCGAUCGAAAGGAUCUUGUCUUCACAUUGCUCUCAAUUUUCAUAUUUUUCUGUACGACGGGCACCCUAUGCUUGGUGUUCGUACCGAAACUUAUUGAACUAAAAAGGAAUCCUUCGGGAAAUGUUGAUAAAAGAAUCCGAGCAACGCUGAAACCUAUGUGCAAAAAUGGACGUGAUUCUUCAGUAUGUGAAUUGGAACAAAGACUACGGGACGUCAAAACGACGAAUUGCAGGUUCCGGAAAGCUUUGAUGGAAAAGGAAGCUGAACUGCAAAGUUUAAUACGAAAACUGGGACCGGAAGCCAGGAAAUGGCUUGAGGGUGGAUCCUGCGGGGGUGACACAGAACCUAUCUUAGGUGAUUCAUCGCGGCUUUCCGCCCCUCCAGUGCGCCGAGAACUGCCCAGCACAACUGAAGUAACGGAAAUGACAUCAGUCGAUAGCGUUACGUCAACACACGCUGAAAUGGACUCAAACUCCGUAACUUCAGCUUCAGGACAAAUGAAGAAGAAAGUGCAAACAGUAAGCCCACUUCAAGAGACUAAUCCACCAAUUCCACAGCAAAGGCUGUCCCAGGAUCUAACUCAGCACCAAACCGUUUGUAAAAGCAUUUCUGCAGUAUCGGCCGCGUCUGCUGCUUCCACGGAGAAAAGGAAUUCGGUAUCAGCUCAAACAGAUAAUGUCUUAAUUCCGAAUGUUAACAAAAUGCAGGAAUGUAAUAAUAUUAAACAUGAGGAGUUAGUCAGGGAGCGAAAGUAUUCUCCUUCAAUGGAUCAUCGAGAAAAUAAAGAAAAUCGAAGUCAAGUAACAACGCCAAAAUCGAAAGCUAUUCACCGCAAUUCAACGACUGCACUAAACUAUUCAUCUAACACAGAACUCAAUAAUGUGUGUCCUCAUGUUAAAAGCAAUACCGGCAAAGGUCAAAGUACGGAAGGUCCUCGUCGUGUCAGUGUUCAAAUGAGUGCCGGUUUAGCGAUGAAGAGCAACUUUGUUGUUUCACAAAGCGAUCUCUGGGAUACGCACACUCUCUCUCAUGCCAAACAGCAUUCACGCCAAUCGCCGCGAAAUCAUCCCAACCCACAACGUUGUAGCGAGCAUAGUCACAUAAUUCCAUAUGAAUCCAACACCACAUCCCCAAUACAACGUUCCGUAUCGGAAAAGAAUCGCAACAAACAUAGGCAAAAACCGCAAAAAGGAACUGUUUGCCAAAGUGAAACAGAUAGCGAACGUGAACAACGCGAACCACCACCACAAUGUACGCAAGUUAGAAAAUUAGGAAAAUCCACCCCUUAUUCGGCGCAUCAUCACUCUUCACCAAAUGUAGCACCUGACAAACAGCGAAAACACCGCAUCAAAACCGAUUCAUCAAUGUACGGUGCUAGUUCUGAAUCAGAACUUUUAGACGGAGACACUGCUAUCCUGCCCAUUUUCAGAAAACUCCUUACAGAAAAACAGCCCCGCUAUCGGGGCCGAAGUGCUGUUGGUCAAAGUUGUCCUAAUAUUUCUAUAAAAUGUGAUAUCGUCGAAUAUUUGUAAUACAUUCAGAUGAUUGGAAAGGGUAUCUUUCGAGGAAGUCCUUCUUAAGGAUUAGAUUGUUGUGAAAAAUAUAUAAUUUAAUCUAAUUCUGGAUAUGAAUAAUUCAACCAUCCUGAGAAACAAAUGAUAAGGCCUGUCACCAAGCUCCUGAAGCGAUUUCUAACUUCAAAUUUCUUCGACUGCUUUGCUCCAUAAGGACUGCGCAGGCUGCUAUGAUAUUAUCUUAUUACCAAGAGAAAAAUUUUUAUAUACGUUUUCUGUUUUUCAUUUAACCCCGGUUCGGAGUUUUCUUAAAAAAGGUCAAUUUCUGAAAAUGUUUACACUUCAAAAAGUUGAUUAUAAGUUCUUAUUUUAUGUGAUCCCUGUUUCUAAUGAGAUAUUCAGGAUCUCGAAAACGUGAGCAUACGCUUGCUUCAAGUAUUCAUGAAAUUCUCAAUAUCGACUGAUCAUCACACGGCGACAUUAAGCUAGGAUAAAAUAAUGCAGUAAAUAUAAAAAUUAAUAAUAAUUUGCUCUUCUAGAAAUAAGCUAGGCUUGGCAUAGAGCACAUUAGUAUCUACUAUGGUUAAUGAAUUAACUAUAAUUGAGAAUUUAUAAGGCAAGUGAAAGUAGAAAGUCAUUAUGUACCUUAGAUACUCUUACUCGUUAGUCCUAGACCAGUUAUAAGUUUGAGGGAAAAAGAUAUUUUUAGUGAUAGCAUCGAAAAUUACACGGAAUAAUUUCCCGUACGUUUAAUUUCCAAUACUCUUGAAUUUUACGAGCAAUAGAUUAAAGUAUUCUUUUUUUAAUGUUAGUUGUUAAUGUGUCUUAAAAAUAUAAAUAAAUAGCAGACAUAAUUAGAAAUUAUUCAAGUUGUUAGGAGCUAGAUAUUAUAUGUGUAUAUUAUGUAUGAAAGUUUAAUUAUUUUAUUUUGAUUUUAUAAGGGAUCAAAGCGCGAAUAACCAACAUUUUUUUAUCCUGGUCACAAUUGUGUUUCUAAGUCGAAAUUCUAAGGAACAUCAUCCUUCCAUCUUUCAUGUAGGUGUAUUCUGAAUGUAAUAAAUAAAUCAAAAGAGCUUGAAUGAAUCUAAUAUACUAGAAUGAGCUAAGAAGAAAGUUCCAUUUGCUAUUUCUGUUUUCAAGCAAGAGUAUCAGAAUGAUAUCAUAACUCACAGAAAAGAAAGACUUCAUUUAAAAUUCAACACUUUGAGAAGAUAUACUUGCGAGUAUGUACGCCUUUAAUUCAAGAUUGUGUAAAGAAUAAACAGACAAACAGUAAACCGAUUUUAAUAAAGUUUGUGUCCUAAAAACAAUGAAAUAUGUACUACGAACCUUGCUUAAUUUUACAGUUUACUCAAACAAAUACAAAAUUUGUUCAUUUAUAUGGAUAUUUGCUAUUUAUGAACCCCAGACAAACAACUCCAAUAAAAUCUAUAAAAAAUGUUUAUUUUAUCAAUAAU
Messenger RNA from Hermetia illucens (black soldier fly), 5488 nucleotides. It is a transcript of the gene GABA-B-R2, whose product is annotated as gamma-aminobutyric acid type B receptor subunit 2. Gene Ontology annotation, biological process: gamma-aminobutyric acid signaling pathway; G protein-coupled receptor signaling pathway. The transcript has 15 exons. Gene Ontology annotation, cellular component: G protein-coupled receptor heterodimeric complex; membrane. The record is from RefSeq and is a predicted model, not a curated record. Gene Ontology annotation, molecular function: G protein-coupled GABA receptor activity. The coding region runs from base 477 to 4049 and encodes 1190 amino acids. Lineage: Eukaryota; Metazoa; Arthropoda; Insecta; Diptera; Stratiomyidae.